Messenger RNA from Hydra vulgaris (swiftwater hydra), 759 nucleotides. RefSeq lists its product as uncharacterized. Gene Ontology annotation, molecular function: DNA helicase activity. Lineage: Eukaryota; Metazoa; Cnidaria; Hydrozoa; Anthoathecata; Hydridae. The record is from RefSeq and is a predicted model, not a curated record. Gene Ontology annotation, biological process: telomere maintenance; DNA repair.
AUGACGGAGGAUUACAUUCAUCAUUCCAUGCCACCAAUAGUUGCUGAGCAGGCAUCCUUGUGUCAAAUUGAAUCUAUAAUUAAUCAGAAUGGUAAAACUUUAGCCGAUUUUAAUCUUCCUACUUUAGAUGAGUUUUUAGAUUAUGUCCCACAAAAUGAAAAGGAAGAUGUUCAGGUUUUAAUUGACAAAGCAAUUAGAGUUAGACCAUUGUUAAAUGAUAUUCAGCGUCAAAUUGAUGAUGCUAUCUUUUCUGCUUCAAGUGAGCAACCUAAUGAUGAAAACGAACAUUCUAGAUUAUUUUUUAUGGAUGGCCCGGCAAGUUGUGGUAAAACAUUUACAUACAAUUAUAUAAUCGCUGAAACCAGAAGUAGACAUUUUGUAACUGCAACAGCUGCAUGGACAGGUAUAGCUGCAACUCUUUUAAAAAAAGGAUGUACACUUCAUAGUUUAAUCAAACUUCCUGUGCCGAUUUUGGAAAAUAGCACAUGUAAUGUAACUCCGAGUUCUAUGCACGGACAAUACUCAAAGCAAGCUAGCUUGUAUAUACUAGAUGAAGCAUCUAUGAUACUCAAACACGCUUUAAAUGCCAUUGAUAAGUUACUUCAAGAUGAUUGCAAUAACAGGUUUCCUUACAAUAGUAAAGUUAUUCUUAUAGGUGGAGACUUUAGGCAAAUACUUCCAGUUGUAAAAAAAGGGCAACAAGCAGAUAUUGUUGAAGCCUGUAUAAAAUGUUCUCACCAUUGGCAAUAUGUUCAGUGA